Messenger RNA from Besnoitia besnoiti, 5364 nucleotides. RefSeq lists its product as uncharacterized. The transcript is spliced from 7 exons. The coding region runs from base 1 to 5364 and encodes 1787 amino acids. Lineage: Eukaryota; Apicomplexa; Conoidasida; Eucoccidiorida; Sarcocystidae. The record is from RefSeq and is a predicted model, not a curated record.
AUGGCGAGCCAGACGUCUUCAGCUCGCUCGCCAUGGAAAAGGCACUUCGAGACCGCGCGAGAACGGGCAACGCUCUCAGCGAACAGAUACCUCCAGAGUUCGUCGAGCGUGGUCUUGAGCAAUCAGAGCAGACUGUCUUCGCUUCGCGGCUCCGCUUCCCGCACGAACGAGACGGCACUCCUCAGCGCAGCGCACAUGGCAAGACAAAACAAGUUUCGCGCCGUGGACGAUGGUACCCCACGCCACACAGGGGCGGGGGGUCCGAGUAGCCAGUCGGACUGUGUGAGCAACUCCACCACUGUCGCCACGUCCGCCGCAGGGAAUAGAGAGUUCCUAUCCUUCGAAGAAGUGAAAGCGCUCACGCGCUUCGAAGGUAGCGAGAGCGACUAUAUCCCUCCAAAGCUGAAUCAAGAAGGGAUAAUGUCCGGCGGGCAAACCUCGAGGGUCACUUCACAGAUGGAGCGGCAGCUGGAAUGCGUCACGGUGGUGAGGAAUCUGCGAAAGGCAGAGGACACGUUGGAGCGGACCGUGGAAAUGCCGGCAUAUAUCACGCGAUCUCCAGCAGUGCAGCUGGGCUUGGAACCUGUGGAUUUUGGAGACUUGAAGUCUACACAACGCAAGGAAAUCGAGGAUUCCAAGAUGUCCCUGAAAAACCUGGACGCGACCAAGAACCGAUCGACGUGGCCGCCUAAGGACGAAAUCCCCACUCUUGUUCACCACAACCCUUCUCGCAACCCGCUCACCCAGUUCGCCAAACUGAAACACCCCAUCGAAAAUAGAGAGCCUGCAGACGGGUGGCGCGGCCCUGUGUUACCCUCCCUUGGUUCUGGCCUCCGCUACUCGGAGUGGUCGGGCAUGAACGCAGGCGACUCCAGUAGUGCUGUCGCCGCCUGGUUCAUGCACAAGAAAUCGCACGAAGACAGGGAUGAGGCCGGCCCCAAGGAACCCCCUGGUUUUCUGGCUCUCCUGCGCAAUAUCUCGGAGGAUCCGAUGCAGAUGAAAGUGCCCAAGAAGUGCCCGCCGCCGUCGAAGACGGUCAACACGCAAGCUGUGUCUCUCACGGGCGGACUACUCGAUAUUGGGGAUGUCUCAGCGAAACGUGCAACGCUGACCGCCGUGGUCAAGCCUCGCUUGAAAGGGUCGAUGAGGACAGUCUUCUUGGACGACGCGGCUGCUGCAGCUGAUCAUCCCCGGCCGUGCAAGCCGAAGAGCGAAAAAGAAGCAGCAGUUCAAACGGAGCCGCCAGCGGCGCCUGCGAAGCCAGCAGCACGAGAAAUCACGCCGCAGCGCCUUCUUACAUCUGCGUCCAAGCUUCUCCGAGUGAGCAGGAAACAGACCAGAUUUGCGUCGGCCGCGACCUCAUCGUCGUCGGACUCGGACGAAUCGUCCUCAGGGACGCAUGCGCACGCGACGCCCUCUUACGGAGCCGCCCGUCCGGCGUCGGACGGAGCGCCCGGAUCGCAACAGCCAGCCGCCGCGCCUGCCGCAGAAGCGCGUCACAGAGGCGCUCUGACUGCGGCUUCGAAGAAGCCGAAACAGGCGACUGAGGAGGAGAAACGCGCUGCCGCCGAGCAGAAGGCAAGGGAGCGUUACAUUGAGUAUGUGAACCUCCUAAACUGUUUUCCAGGCCGGGCGCUGCCGAACUUGAAGAGUGAGCAGGAUGACGUUUCCGACGAGCCGGUGCAGCCGCAGGGCUUUGGCUUUCCCACGUACUAUCCUCCAUGGGCAUAUGUCGCUGAGCCUGUCAACGCUCACAGCGGCGCGGUGGGCAUGCUGGCGUCAGCCGUCCCGCGAGUAGAGGUUCCCAUACUCCAAGGACACACGGCCGCGCAGGAGGGGGAGAGUGAGGACCCAGAUCUUUCGGCAGCUGGCUUGCUUGAAGUACCACUUAUGAAUCUCUUCUUCCCUGGCUUCGACGAAUUCCUCUACCCCGGCUAUGACCCGAACGGAGCAGCCCCAGUGGCCAUUCCCAUGAUUCAUAUGCUGCCGGAGAGUCCCGAUGUCUGGGAAAAUGCGGUAGCAGACGCCGUGCGCGACGAGUGGCGGCGCGCCCAAAGAGAGUGGGAAGACUUGCAAAGAGCCCAGGCAACCGCGUACAAGACAGCGGAAGCAAAAGCACGCCAAAGAAGGGAAAAAGCUAUUCGACGGAAACAGCUAGCUGAACGCAAGAGCGAUAGCGACGUGGAGAUCCAACGAACACAGCGGCGCCUAAAGACGGAAAUUCAGCAUGAGUAUGCUGAAUUUGUUUCGACGAGAGGUCUGCUACAGCGAUCCAUGCACCAGCCGCUGAGCAGAGGGGCAGCAGCAAUCGGGAACUGCCGAGGAGGGAAACGUGCGUGGACGGUUUUCGAUCGGAGCACCCGCACCGAGGCGACGAGACGGAGCCAAGCAAGUUCGAGCUACGCGAUGCUGCCUGAAGAAGAUGAUCUAUUCGAUACUGUUCCGCCUCCGAGGCGAGGGCGACAAGUGGGGGCGCGGAUGACUCGAGGGCGGCGUCCUCGAGCGCCAGGAGGCUACUCAGGCACCUUGCAUGCGCCUGUUUCUUUCCGGGGAGCAGAUGUGCUCAACGCGAUAGGAGAACCUACGAAGGAGCGUGGCGCCGACAGCCUCACGGAUCGCCCGGUGGAAUCCAGCCAAGUUGAGUCGCUUACGUCUGGAGAAGAUGUGCUGGAACGAGUGGAGUUCGAGCGGGGAAGACAGCGAGAGUUGGACCGUAUGCUGGAUGAUCUUGAGCCUAAAUUGUCUCGCCCGCUCCAGCGAAGCGUUGCUCUUCGCCAGCGAGCAGCUCGCCGGGCGUCACAGCGGCUGCCGGAUACAGGCGAAGAACGACCAGGGGAUCUUGCGAUCACUGCUCAUGGCCUAAGGCUCAAGCAACGCCUGCAAGAAAGCGAAGUGGCCAUCAAGAUUAAAAAAACAAGUGGUCUUGUUGCAUCUGGAGUCGUGCCACCCGACGUCAAGGAGCUGCUUCUCCAAGGCAGCGGGCCACGACAUUCGUCGUCUGCUGAAGGCAGGAACGAGGUCGCUUUUGUGGGUCUGCUAGGAAGCCCCAAUCCACAGGGCGGGAUUCUCUCAACCGCAAGAGAUUCCAAAGCAAGAGUCAGCAACGGUGGGUUGCUCAUCGGUCAAGCAUUCCCUCUGAAGGCAGUGUCCGCUGAGCCGGCAAACUUCGCCACAGCUACAGGAACUGGUCCUCUCCAACCAAAUAGAAGACCCAGCCAGGAAUCGGAGCCGCCCUCGUCUGAUGUCCUGGCACAGAGGCCGACCCCUAGGGAAGCAAGUAGUGAUUUCGAGCAAGAGCGACGCAUGCAGAGAGCGUUCUCGCCGCUUCCGACGUUUGGCCGCCAACUGGAUACGGGUGACGAUGAGCAGCAUGAUGGUGGUGAAGAGGUUCCGACAUCCCAAGGUGGGAAAGGCUUGAUCGCAGAAGCAGCGAAAAGCAGAGCCAGGCAUCCGCUUACCCCGAACGGAGGUCCUGUUUCGCAGAUGGGUGGACGUUGCUACGACACACAGCAAAGCCGAACGAUGGAUUCACAGCCGUUCUGCAGACAAAAUGCGUAUUCUGAACCGUCGCUAAAAAACGAGAUCACCCGGGAGGACCAGGAAGAGGUCGAUCCUGCUGAAAAUGACAAAUUCCUUCCCAAUUGUGAAGGCAUCAGCCGGUCGGCGGAAACUCUCUCUCCACGGAGCUCCACAUCUGACGGAGGAGCUGAGCGGCGGCACACUUUUCGAAGGUGUAAGCCUCACGGUGUAGGUUUGGCAGCAGAUGCUCUAGUUUCUAUGAACGACGAAGAUCUACAAACUGGCGAACACUAUGCUGAACACAGAAGCUUUAGGAAAGCGAAUUCCUUUUUCGAAGCACGAUUCGCAGGUCAGACGGAUUCACCGAGGUCACCGUCCGGCUAUUGCAAUCGUACUUCGCAAGGGCAAAGACCGGCGACAGAAGAACAGGAAUGUUCGCUUCCACCCGAAACUGCAGGCCUGGAUGACGAAGUUAACCCGCAUGGUGGUGAUAUCAACCGGUUCAGUCUCUGUGGAAGGAAAGGCGAGCUUGGGCGCUUGCAUGCAGCCGAGGAAGGACAGGGACUCAAGACAUGUUGGCGCGCGAGGGAGGUAGGAGCUUCGAAUCGAGAUUUGGCAGCGAUCCCCCCAGCUUCAACGACGUAUGAUGCAGAGUUUUACCGUCGAAGUCAGUUGCUCUACAAGAAAUACCCUCACCUUCGAACGCUGUUCACUCCGCCCAGCACGCAAGAGGCUCAUCGGCCUUCUAAAUUCCCCUGGGAUGACGAGGUCAUUCCGACAUGCCGGCAAGGAGGAAGUGUUUCCGCCUAUGAUGAUGAGCACCCAUCAAUGAAUAGCCGCGAUGAUAGAUCUGAGUCAUCUGCCGUGACUCAAGAGAAGCCUGAAUUCCCGACAAUCGACAGUACAUCGACCGGUUGUUCCAGUUUGUCUAAUGAAGAGACCAGUUUCCUUGAUGGAUCGAGCAAUCAUCGCUCAUUUCAGUCCGAGAAGCGGCCUUUCCUUAGACGAGGCCUUGGGCAAGGAGGAGGCCGAUACCGCAAAGACGCCGGCAGCGGGCGAAAAUGCCCGACGGGUAAAAGUGGUAUCUUGCAACGAAACAAGUCAGUAUCGGACUCAAGCGCCUAUGAGGAGACGAUUUCCUUUUCGGAAAACAACCCCUUGGAAGAACAUGAAGGGGAAUCACGCAUCAGGAGAGCGCCGUCUCGUCCCCGGAAGUACUCAACCGUGUCGAUGUCCAAAGUGACAGAUGAUAGUUUGGUGACGUGGUCGGGACUGUGGCCAGCAGCCCGUUCUUUCUACAGAUCAUCGGAUCUUUUCUGUCAACGCGACAAUAUGUCGAGCAAAAGGCUUUCGAUUGACAGAAACCCAGUGGUUUGUCUGGACGACGAGGCCGAGUCAUCGAGGGACACAGAUGUGCCCAAAAAACACCCGUUUCUGAAGAAAGGGGGCGGCCGGAAUGCGGGACAAGGUAAGAAAAGAGAAGAGUAUGCUCUUUCCUCUGCGGGUAGCACCCCUCGCAGGCUGCAGUGUACUUCGCCGACGAGAACUGUUGGCCGCCGCGCAGAAAAGUCAGACACGGAAGUGCACUCGGCUGGAGAGAGAAGAACUCGAGUUCGGUGGCGAUUUGAGGAGAAGCAGAAGAGCCAUUCGGUGUCUGCCUGCGAGUCGAAGACUAGUUCUACACAAAGUUGUAUAUCUCCCAGGUGUUCCUCGACCCGAGAGGAGAAACGGGCUGGAAGAAGUGAUAAAGUUCCGUACACUCUUUUAAUGGAUCUGUCUUCUCAUUUCUUGCGUCCACGUGUUCGGUGGGGGCAUCCACUAACGCAGACGUUCUUUGAGGACUAG